Molecule: messenger RNA, 2673 nt
Organism: Sardina pilchardus (European sardine)
Lineage: Eukaryota; Metazoa; Chordata; Actinopteri; Clupeiformes; Clupeidae
Gene: msi2b
Product: musashi RNA-binding protein 2b
Exons: 15
Coding region: 111-1373 (420 amino acids)
Biological process (GO): central nervous system development; regulation of translation
Cellular component (GO): cytoplasm
Molecular function (GO): mRNA binding
Source: RefSeq, a predicted model, not a curated record
UCCCACGUGUGACGAUUGCAUUCCCGGCUCAGUAAUAUUCUCUUAGCUGGGCUCCGUGUAGCGUUUGCUGUGACUGUGUGUAUUAGUUACUGGCUAUAGUUGGGUUAGCAAUGGAGGGAGAAGGGAGCCAAGCCACAUCUGGAAGCCCUAAUGAUUCACAACACGACCCGGGUAAAAUGUUUAUCGGUGGCCUCAGCUGGCAAACUUCACCAGACAGCCUUAGAGACUAUUUCAGUAAAUUCGGGGAAAUAAGAGAAUGUAUGGUGAUGAGAGAUCCCACAACAAAACGCUCCAGGGGAUUUGGGUUCGUUACGUUUGCGGAUGCUGGCAGUGUAGAUAAAGUCUUAGCCCAGCCGCACCACGAAUUAGACUCAAAAACGAUCGACCCUAAAGUUGCCUUCCCUAGACGUGCUCAACCCAAGAUGGUCACAAGAACGAAGAAAAUAUUUGUAGGAGGAUUAUCAGCGAACACAGUAGUUGAAGAUGUGAAGCAGUAUUUUGAACAAUUUGGCAAGGUAGAGGAUGCCAUGCUUAUGUUUGAUAAGACUACCAACAGACACAGAGGAUUCGGCUUUGUAACCUUUGAGAAUGAAGACGUGGUAGAGAAGGUCUGCGAGAUUCAUUUUCAUGAAAUCAAUAAUAAAAUGGUAGAGUGCAAGAAGGCCCAGCCCAAGGAGGUGAUGUUCCCCCCGGGGACGCGGGGGCGGGCCAGAGGACUGCCCUACACCAUGGAUGCCUUCAUGCUGGGCAUGGGCAUGCUGAGUUACCCAAACAUUGUAGCAACGUAUGGCAGGGGAUACACUGGCUUCGCCCCGAGCUACAGUUAUCAGUUCCCUGGGUUCCCGGCUACAGCGUACGGUCCAGUGGCGGCGGCGGCGGUGGCGGCGGCAGCGCGCGGCUCAGGUAGGGGCUCGCGCGGACGGGGCGGCUACACGGCAUACCCGCAGAACGCAGGGGCAGGGUACCCCGAUUACGGGUUCUAUUCCUCGCCCAGCGACCAGAGGGGCCCCGCGUUCUCCUUCGCGGACUACGGCUCCCUGGGGCCCCACCCCCCCCAGCUGCUGCACAGUGAGCAUGCUGCCACGUCCGCCUGCCACUCCCCCCUGCAGCAGACGCAGCCCCAGCCGCCGCCUCCUCAGCAGCACCUGCACAGCCCGGAGCAGUUUAAGAGCCCAGGAGGUAACCCAGCACGGCCUGGAGGCUUCCCCGGCGCCAACAGCCCAGGGCCCGUGGCCGACCUGUACGGCCCCGCCAGCCAGGACUCUGGCGUGGGGAACUACAUAAGCGCCGCUAGCCCCCAGCCCGCCUCUGGCUUUGGCCACAGCAUUGCCGGUCCCUUGAUUGCGACAGCUUUUACAAAUGGAUACCAUUGAAACCCUAACAGGUGGUUGGUUGCCAUCUCUUUUGAGCAGAGUUUGUCAGGAGGCCCGGGGAAGACAGGGCGGAGUUUCUAGUGGGUUCUGUGUACAGGUAAUUCAGUGAAGAAAAAAAAAAUGACAACCACCACAACAUCAAGCACUACAUGGCGACUCACGACAACGCAAGAAAAGACUGUGGAGAUGGCACCACCUGAAGAACAAAAGAAAUCUAAAUAUACGCGUGAGAAAAUUGUUAAAUCAUCUCAAGAAUGACAAAUGGUGAUGAUAGAAAAUCUGCUGUACUAUAUCUAAACCUGGCAUUGGAGUCCUUUGUUAUCCUUCUUUAUAUCCUUAUCUUAACAACAGUACUUUAGAAUUAUGGCAGUUUCCCUCUUUAUGUGUUUUCCUUUCAGAUUAGUUGAGUUGGUUGGUUUCCUUAUUGUCUUCUAUGAUAUAGUCUUUUAAAUAUUCAAUGUCAAAUUUAAUCUAAAGUUUUCAUUUGUUAGGGUUUAUUUUGAACAUUUAUAUGUAAACUGGCUCAUUUCUUCUUUUCAGUUUUUUUCUUUUCUUUUGAGGUUAGAGUUGGUGCAAUGGAUGUUUAUUUUCACUGUUAGUAUCAAUCCUCAACUGUCAAAUCUUCAGGUGUCAUUUUGCACAUGCAAGAGCUGAUUGACAUAGAAAGGGUUGAAAGAAGAGGAAAAUGUUUUUAAUCCAACCUUAAGAAAGUGAGUGUGUAACUAACUAAUAAAUCUUAGUAGCUCUGUUUUUGUUCCUUGUAACGUCUCGUUAACCAUAAUUACCUAUUUUGGGCAAUAAGAGGACUAUAAUAUUUUCACAGUCCUUUUUUUUAUAAGUGUCUCUUUUUGUUGUCAGGACAAAAAAGAAAGGCUUUUUGCUUUUAAUACUUUGUGAAUUCAGAUUUUAAAAAAGAAAUAUGUAAUAUGUAAAUAUUAUUCCAGUCACUACAUUUAACCAUUUGAGAAAGAAAUAUUUUUGUGAUGGUUUGUCUGUCCUGAAGGCUGUUACUGUGCGAGAGCUCGAAGAUAAAGUUAAAAGCAAAGACUUUAAAAGCUCUAAGCAGUACGAGAAAAAAAAUAAAACAUUUGUAGCACAAAUGCCGUUACUACCCCACUGAGGACAAGUUCCUAUCAAGAAAAAAAGUACUGUUGGCUUGCUCUGUAAAUACUUUUGGCAUUAUAACUGUGUUCGUGUCAUACCAGCAUAUUGACUAGAUAGUGAUUUCAAAUGUACACAGCUUAAAUAGAAUUGUAAUAAAACGUAAAGAAAGGGUUGUUCCACAGCACCUUCCUGAGAA